UUGUUAUUUAUAUCUUUGCUGCUUAAAAUUUGAAUUUUACCUCAAAGAUGGAUGUGCUGAGUGUGAUUCCUGGAUUUGUGGCGACGUUUUUAUUUUUCAUCGUUUCAGUUCUUCCCGUGGACGCUGGAUAUUCCUGUGCUACCUACACUCCGUAUUACUUCAGAGAGUAUUGUUAUGGCGGACAGACUCACUGCUGUGGCUACUACUACACCUACCGAUAUUGCUGCGGUUAUUCACUUUCUGGUGGCGCUAUAGCAGGGGUGGUGAUCGGCAUUGUGAUUGGGAUAGCAGUUUUGAUUGCUCUAAUCGUUGUUUGCUGUAAUAUCAUGAACAAAAACAGAGGCACGGCGGGACGGGUUGUUUACCCUAACAACGGCACAAAUAACGUCACUGUUAUGAGCUCAUCACAUCAGAGUCCUUAUACAGGUUAUACUGGUGGUCCUAUUCAACCUCCUGGAUACUCCCAAUCUACAUACCCAGCCUAUACAGCAGGACCAGGACCGGCCUAUCCCCCCGCAGCUCCGUCACAGUACCCACCUCCACCCCCUCCAUCUUACACCCAGCCAGACACCAACUCUUAUCCACAAAAGUAUUGAUUCUAAACUAAAGCAAUGCUGUAGAUACAUUCUUGUCUGUGAUAUACUGCAACGGAGGUUAACGUUGCUGUCAAAAAUUUUUGCUUAUAUUUCGUUGUAUUUUGCUUUGUAUAUCGGAUACGAAUCGUUCUUUCUUUGUGUAUUUGGAUAUAAUUUGACUUUUUUUGUUUUCAUAUUUGUAAGAAUAAAGAUAAUACAAUGUCAAGGCCA
This is a messenger RNA of Saccostrea echinata, 806 nucleotides long. RefSeq names its product cysteine and tyrosine-rich protein 1-like. Lineage: Eukaryota; Metazoa; Mollusca; Bivalvia; Ostreida; Ostreidae. The transcript has 4 exons. The record is from RefSeq and is a predicted model, not a curated record. The coding region runs from base 48 to 596 and encodes 182 amino acids.